This is a messenger RNA of Gigantopelta aegis, 796 nucleotides long. RefSeq lists its product as uncharacterized. Lineage: Eukaryota; Metazoa; Mollusca; Gastropoda; Neomphalida; Peltospiridae. The record is from RefSeq and is a predicted model, not a curated record. The transcript has 4 exons. The coding region runs from base 1 to 570 and encodes 189 amino acids.
AUGGCGGAACGUUGUGAAAAUGUCUUGGACACCGAAAGCGAAGAAGAAUCCGACUUUUCGUCAGGAAGCACGCCCGAAUGGAUGUACGAAAUCCACCAAAACUUUAUAAACGGAACCAUCAAGCCGUACCAGUAUGAACCGAUGAGAGAUCCCGGCGAGGUGGAGAAAUCAGAUCAGUCAGAUGAUGAGAAAGAUGAUGAAGAGCGCUUGCUCAAUACAGAAUGGUGUAAAUGCGGACACUGCACCUUGAUGCCGACCGUAGGCGAGAGCAGGUGUUGUAAGGAGAUCGACCAGGUGAACGAGAAAAUUAAAGCGUAUAGUGAACGUUACGGGGCAGAGUCGUUGGCGUGUAUCGUCGAUCACCCGGGUUUCAAACCGGUCUGCUUGAACGUCUGGGUUUUGGAAGCAGCGUACUAUGAUUAUACACAUCAUUACAGCAAGGAAGAAGAAGCCGGUGCUAAAAGACAAACACAUGGCACACAGACAGCUGGCGGCGUGGUGCUGGGAGUAUGUUGGGUCUCGAGUUCGAGUCACGCUGCCGUCCUGUGCAGUGAAGAAAAUCUCAGAUAAUUUCGUCUCGAAGACUGAGUGAAUAUUUUCAGCAAUCGUUUUAAGAGCAAGACAGAAGAAUUCGAAUCUAACUUGAGUAUCAUGGUGAUCCAUCCAUACCCAGUAUCAAAUUAAUGAACACUUACACAGGCACGGCGGUAGACUUUGGGGUGGGGGUUGACAGAUCCAGGGGGUAAAGCAAAGUUGUUAGGGGGGUUGGAGGUAUACUCCUCCGUAAAUGUUUGAA